Molecule: messenger RNA, 4991 nt
Organism: Dunckerocampus dactyliophorus (ringed pipefish)
Lineage: Eukaryota; Metazoa; Chordata; Actinopteri; Syngnathiformes; Syngnathidae
Gene: asap2a
Product: ArfGAP with SH3 domain, ankyrin repeat and PH domain 2a
Exons: 30
Coding region: 436-3393 (985 amino acids)
Biological process (GO): positive regulation of GTPase activity
Cellular component (GO): cytoplasm
Molecular function (GO): protein binding; GTPase activator activity
Source: RefSeq, a predicted model, not a curated record
UUCCCUCCUCUACCUUUGUGGAUUUCAUGCGCUUUGGAUGAAGCGGUUUCUUGUUGUUUCCCGGGACUCUCUGGAGUGACGCCACCCACCCCUCUCAAGGCGGACAUUUGGACAACAAGAGAGGACAAUAGACAUCACGGAGGGAACUUCUGUGUCUUUUUCCAACAGAGAGACAACCGCUAAACCCGAAUGUGGACGGAGUAGUUCCGCUGAAAGGCAGUAGGGAGAAGAAGCUGUCCUCUAGCCAGCGUGCACCGUCGCCAAGGAGCACCGUGCUGGGACCGAGCGACCGUCCAAGUCCACCCAGACAUGGUCCACUGUCAGCCGAGGCCGCCAAGGACUCCACUACCGCUGCGCUGAACUUGCCGAGAGCCGUUUGGAAGUUACGAAAAAAGCGAGUCUUCUGCUGUUUAUCGGGGAGUGUUACCGGUAAUUAUGCCCGAUCAAAUCACCGUGUCAGAGUUUGUGGUGGAGACCAACGAGGACUACAAGUCACCCACAGCCUCCAACUUUACCACCAGGAUGUCCCACUGCAGGAACACCGUGGCUGCACUGGAGGAGGCGUUAGAUGUGGACCGCAGUGUUCUAUACAAGAUGAAAAAGUCAGUGAAGGCCAUCUACACAUCUGGUUUGGCUCAUGUGGAGAAUGAGGAGCAGUACACACAGGCACUGGAGAAGUUUGGAGAAAACUGCGUGUACAGAGACGAUCCGGAUUUGGGUUCGGCUUUUCUCAAGUUCUCUGUCUUCACCAAGGAGCUCACAGCGCUCUUCAAAAACCUGUUCCAAAACAUGAACAACAUCAUCACCUUCCCAUUGGACAGCCUGCUGAAAGGAGACCUGAAAGGAGUCAAAGGGGAUCUGAAGAAACCUUUUGACAAAGCCUGGAAGGACUACGAAACAAAAGUCUGCAAAGGACAUUCUUUACUGAAAGGCACCAAGAUAGAGAAGGAGAAGAAGGAGCACGCCAGACAGCACGGAAUGAUCAGGACGGAGAUUAGCGGGGCGGAAAUUGCAGAGGAGAUGGAGAAGGAAAGGAGAUUCUUUCAGCUGCAGAUGUGUGAGUAUCUCCUCAAAGUCAACGAGAUCAAAAUCAAGAAAGGAGUGGACCUGCUGCAGAACCUCAUUAAGUACUUCCACGCACAGUGCAAUUUCUUUCAGGAUGGUCUUAAAGCUGUGGACAAUCUGAAGCCUUCCAUAGAAAAACUGGCCACAGAUCUACACACAAUAAAGCAGGCGCAGGAUGAGGAGCGGAAACAGCUGACACAGUUACGGGAUGUUCUUAAGACGGCCCUACAAGUGGAGCAGAAGGAGUCUAGAAGAGAUUCACAGGUGCGUCAGAGCACCACCUACAGCCUACAUCAGCCGCAAGGCAACAAAGAGCACGGCACGGAGCGCAGCGGGUACCUUUACAAGAGAAGUGACGGGUUGCGUAAAGUGUGGCAGAAGAGAAAGUGCACGGCGAAGAACGGAUACCUCACCAUCCCGCACGGCACUGCAAACAGGCCUCCAGCCAAACUCAACCUGCUCACCUGUCAGGUGAAGCACAAUCCUGAGGAGAAGAAGAGCUUUGACCUCAUAUCCCAUGACAGAACGUACCACUUUCAGGCUGAGGACGACCAGGACUGCCAAAUCUGGAUCUCUGUGCUGCAGAACAGCAAAGAGGAGGCACUAAACCAGGCCUUCAAAGGCGACCAGCACGUCGGUGAGAACAACAUUGUGCAGGAGCUGACCAAGGCCAUCCUGGCUGAGGUGAAGAGGAUGACAGGAAACGACGUGUGCUGCGAUUGCGGUGCGCCCAAUCCGACAUGGUUGUCCACAAACUUGGGCAUCCUCACUUGUAUCGAAUGCUCCGGUAUCCACAGGGAGCUGGGAGUCCACUACUCCAGGAUCCAGUCGCUCACUCUGGAUGUACUCAGCACCUCAGAGCUCUUGCUGGCCAAGAAUGUGGGGAAUGCAGGCUUCAAUGAAAUCAUGGAGGCCUGUUUAAGCGCCGAAAACGCGGUGAAACCCAACCCCUCCAGUGACAUGCAGGCGAGGAAGGACUUCAUCAUGGCUAAGUACACUGAGAAGCGCUUUGCCAGGAAGAAAUAUCCCGACUCGGCGUCGCGGCUGCACACGCUCUGCGAAGCGGUCAAGGCUCGGGACAUCGUCUCCCUCAUCCAGGUCUAUGCCGAGGGAGUGGACCUCAUGGAACCCAUACCGCUUGCCAAUGGACAUGAGCAAGGAGAGACAGCCCUUCAUCUAGCUGUCAGGCUGGUGGACAGAACGUCUCUCCACAUUGUCGACUUCCUCACUCAGAACAGUUUAAAUUUGGAUAAGCAGACGACCAAAGGCAGCACGGCGCUGCACUACUGCUGUCUGACUGACAACAGUGAGUGCCUGAAGCUGCUGCUGAGAGGGAAGGCCUCCAUAGACAUUGCUAACGAGGCCGGGGAGACGCCGCUGGACAUCGCUCGCAGGCUCAGACACCUUCAGUGUGAGGAGCUGUUGAGUCAGGCGCUGGCGGGAAAAUUCAAUGCGCACGUCCAUGUGGAGUACGAAUGGUGCCUGCAGCAUGAAGACUUGGAUGAGAGUGAUGAGGAUCUGGAUGAAAAGCCCAGUCCUCACCGCAGAGACGAGCGUCCGGUCAGCUGUUACACGCCGAGCACCAACUCCCACACGCAGUCUCGCGACAACGCCGGUCUUGGCAAGGACAAGCAGCGGUCCUACCUGCCAAAUCUGGUCAACAACGAGACCUACGGCACCAUCGUCAACAACAACCCGCCUCAGCCCGGUCUGCCUGCCACCACCUCUGCACCACCACUGCCCCCGAGGAACCCAGUCCAGUUAACCGGCCUUGGUGGGAUGGCUCAACCCUCAUCCUCCAGCAGCUGGAAGCCCGCUUCUUUAGACCUGGCUGGACGUCAGAGAUCGUCUUCAGACCCGCCCAACAUGCACCCUCCUGCCCCUCCUUUCCGGCUCACCUCUGCAGGAGGGAAGGUUGACGGCAUGGGCUCGCACAGCAAGUCGGGUCAAGGACCGACAGGAUCCAGAGCCAAUCAGUCCAAGUCCCCUGCAGGCAACGAUAAAGGCUUCACCAGAGGACCACUGAAUCGGACAGACUCUAUCGAGCGACCAACUAAGGCAGUGCCAGGUUGCCCCCGGAACUCCAUAGGUCAGUCUUUACCUCCAGCACCCCAGUCCAGGAAGGCCUACCCGAAGCACAGGCCGAAGCGAGUGAAAGCCAUCUACAACUGUGUGGCAGACAACCCUGACGAGCUGACCUUCUCUGAGGGCGAGGUCAUCGUGGUGGACGGGGAGGAGGACCAGGAGUGGUGGCUGGGCCACAUUGAAGGAGAUCCAAUGAGACGUGGAGCCUUCCCAGUCACUUUUGUACACUUCAUUGUGGAUUGACAGCUCAGGAGGUCGCCCUCGGGCACCGUCAUUGCAGCCUGGUCGUCAUGGCAACAGUCUGAGCAUCCCCUCCGGUGCGGGAUACUCUCAGUGUGUUUCCAACUGCUUGCUGUUUCUGGUGAUCGUUUUAAAACACAAAUAACGUGUGAUUGUAGCCAGUGACCUCUCACAAUAAAUGCACUUUCCUCGCUGCUCCGUCACACAUGGCGAAGGUUGUACAGUACUCGCUUCCUCCACCUCAUCUUCUUCUUCCUUCUCUUUUGAACUGUGAAUGAGCAUGAGCGGUGUGACAUGAGGCUCGUAGAUGAUGCUAGAAGAGAACGACUAGUUUCACAUCAUGUUUCUGGUGCAACACACUUCUUCUCUUCUUACUUCAUGUCAAAUGACAAGGCUUUAUACUGUACGUAUGUGCUAUAGAUGGCGUCACAUGUCACAUGCCUCGUUAUAAGGGAGUCGGACUUGUCUAUGUGUGUCACCCUUAUCAUGAAUUUGUAGAAGUAUACAGAUAAAUGCAAAAUUAUUCAUAUACCAGGGCCAAAUGUUGAGUUAAAGUGUGUUCUUAUUAAGUGAAAAUGUGUGUUUUAGCUGAAAAAGACACACAAAACACUGUUCGAGGUUGGAUUUAUGUCACGAGUUGAAUUAAGUUGAACUAAGUAAAUUGAUCGGGAUGCUUAAAUAAGGGGUUUCCAAACCUCCACAUUUUCAAGACCCAAAUUACACAUGUUGUUCCUCACUUGGACACAAACUUGCUAAAAAAUAACAUCAAAUUGUACAUAAUUCAUUAGAAACAAUACAAAAGACAACAAACAUGAAAGAAAAAACACUGUAUGAUCUCUUAAUGAUGAAUAAACUAGCUAGUAAAGUAUUUUACUGAAAUGGUGACCCAAUAAAAAAUGACUUGUGACCCAUUUUGGGGUUUCACCCCACAUUUGGCCAACCCUGAUUUGUUUCUGUUACCAGCAUCUUUUAUAAUGGUGCUAAAUAUUAAAUGUCUUCAUUCCCCUCCUCGUUAAGAUCAAGGAUAAAGAUAUUUAAAGGUAAAAAGUGCAAAUAUUUUCAGUCAUUUUAUAUUAUUUUGUCACUUUCAGCAAAAAAAAAAAUACACAUUCAACAACUGAAAAUGUACUUUUAAAAAUUGCUUCAUUGUGUUUGUGUGGACGUCUUGGCUUGUCCACGUAAGAAAAGUGCUAGGAUGAUAGACGUGUGUGUGUGUGUGUGUGUGUGUUUUGAAAAUAAGCAUUCACUGUAAUGUAGUUUGAUGUGGUGUUGCAGAGCAAUUUAAUACAAAGUGAAUGUUCUUAAUAAUAUUUACGCAUUUAACCUGACACCAUGAGAGCCUUUGUGAGAAUUGCAGCUCAUCCUUCAUGGUGUUUAUUGUGAACUCACUGGAAACAGGAAGAUUGAAUCUAUACACGUGUACAUAGAUUUACGGUAUAAGCGUGCGUGUGUGUCUAUAUUUAAAUGUAGACAAGCCAGCAGUCUUAAUGCACUGUGGUGUGGUGGAGAACACUUGUGGCUGGACUUUGUAUGUACAGUAUGCGUAUGACUGUAAAACAUCAUUUGUCUUUGGGUCUCUUUAAAUGGGAAAUGAAACUGGA